UGUAAAUGGCCCAGAAGAAGAAGGAGGAAGUUCCAAGCAACUACUCUGUUCUCGCACGUAUAAACCAGCAGGCUUCAUCCGUCGAGGUGGUGCUCGCAGAAUGGACCGCUCCCCACCGACGACCCAGAAUUCUACACUCGGCGAUGGAUUCCACGCCGCCGCCCAGCGCUCUUAGCUUCCACAACUCAAUCCCGGGACGUCAUCGUCCAGUGGUGGCUCGUGAGUUUGUUAUGCUUCUUCUUCUUCUGGGGUUGUCGGCUUCUGGAUUUGGCGCUACUGCAGUUUAUGGCGGCGGCGGCGGCGUGGGGUUCGUGCGGAGGAACGGGACGCAGUUCGUGGUGGACGCCGCGGGCGGCGGCCGAAAGCCGCUGGAAGGGAUUAACGGGUUCAACGCCUACUGGCUCAUGUACAAAGCGUCGUUCCCGGAGGAGAGGUGGAAGGUUCGGGCGGCUUUCCGGGAUGCCGCCGCGCACGGUCUGACCGUCGUCAGGACCUGGGCGUUCAGGGACGGCGGGUUCCGGCCGCUGCAGGCGUCGCCGGGCGUCUACAACGAGGACGUGUUUCAGGGUUUGGAUUAUGUGAUAUCGGAGGCCAACAAAUAUAAGAUCCGUUUGAUUUUGAGUUUGGUGAAUAAUUUCGACAGCUUCGGGGGAAGAAGGCAGUACAUCGAAUGGGCAAGAGAGGCAGGCCAUUGCCUAAGCUCCGACGACGAUUUCUACACCGGUAACAUCACUAAAGAUUACUACAAGAAUCACGUCAAGGCAAUUUUAACCAGAGUGAACAUCAUUAAUGGUCUUUCUUAUAAGGAUGACCCCGCGAUCUUUGCAUGGGAGCUCAUUAAUGAGCCACGCUGUGUGAGUGACCUUUCUGGCAUUACACUACAGGGUUGGAUAGAAGAGAUGGCGGAGUAUGUGAAAUCCAUCGACGACAAUCACAUGCUUGAGGUGGGUCUCGAGGGGUUCUACGGGCAGUCGACUCCAAAUAGGAAAAAAUUCAACCUCAUCUACGAUAUGGGCACCGACUUCAUCAGUAAUAAUCUAGUCAAGGGAAUCGAUUUCGCCACCGUCCAUGUUUACCCCGAUGAAUGGAUGCCGUGGUCGACGAACCAAACCCAGAUGGCGUUUCUCGACGGCUGGCUCCGGUCCCACAUCGCCGACGCCGACGCCGUCCUCUCGAUGCCCCUCCUCGUCUCCGAGUUCGGCAAGAAGCACUCCCCCGCUAGUUCCUCGUCCAGCAACGGGCGGCGGCGCAGCCGGAGGAACGCCGUGGGCGACGAGCGACAGAGUGUGUACGCCUCCGUGUACGACGCCGUGUACGCCUCGGCGAGCGGCGGCGGAUCAUGCCGCGGCGGACUCUUCUGGCAGCUCCUGCUCGGGGAGGAGGCCAUGGACGACAUGAGGGACGGGUACGAGGUGGUCUUCUCGGAGAGCCCUUUCCUCGAACACCUCAUCGACAUGCAGUCCCGCCGGCUCAACAAUCUAAGCGAUUAUCGUCCUUCGUUGAUUGAUAGCUAUUGAAUUGAAUUGAUAUUUUUUUGCAGAUUUAAUUGGUUUUUGGGAAUAUUAAUUGUGAAGAUUUAUUGUUUAUCGAUUAUAUAUACCUGUAAAACCAACACAAUAAUGAGAGGUGUUUUUU
Molecule: messenger RNA, 1635 nt
Organism: Zingiber officinale
Lineage: Eukaryota; Viridiplantae; Streptophyta; Magnoliopsida; Zingiberales; Zingiberaceae
Product: putative mannan endo-1,4-beta-mannosidase 9
Exons: 6
Coding region: 6-1517 (503 amino acids)
Molecular function (GO): hydrolase activity, hydrolyzing O-glycosyl compounds
Source: RefSeq, a predicted model, not a curated record